GCCACAUGGGGCAGCUGGUAGAAAUGAGGCGGAGAACCCAAAGAGAAGAUGAAGCAGAGAUGCUGGGAAGACGGCGGAAGAUCAUCGGAGUUGCGUCCAUUCGAACAGGGGAUACAACCCAAAUCAAGAAGGGGCUUCUGCUGCUCUGCAUACGCUUCUUGUGUGCAUCACACCUUGAGUAAGUCGCUCCCUGGCUUCUUUUUAAGCUAACAGAAACUGCUUCAAAAUAUCGGAAUUCUGAUUCUUAUUGUCAAAUAUCUUAUAUGAUUCACAUGGGUCGAGUAUAGAUGGAUGAUCUGCUACAAGAAAUGCGCCUACAAAUUGUCCGUGAAGAAUCCAAAUCAAAUUUAUUGAACUUUGUUGGAGACGUUACAGAACCCGAAUCAAGAAGGGCCCUCUGCUCUGCAUAUGCUGCUGUGAAUCGAAGCUUGAAAAACUAUGGUUCUUCAAGGUGGUGUUUAGACGAACUUGUGCAAAUCAUGAAAUGUAAGAAAGAAAAUGGACAAAUUGUUAUACCAGUCUUCUUCAAGGUGGAUCCAUCACAUGUAAGAAACCAAUCAGGCCCUUUUGGACUGGCUUUAGCUCGGUAUGAAGGUCAUCCAACGAUACAAACAUGGAAGAAUGUUUUGACCAAAGCUGCUAAUUUAUCUGGAUGGGAUUCACAGGUCACAAGGCCUGAGGCUACACUUAUUAAAAGUAUUGUUGAAGAUAUUUUGGGCAAGCUUUACUACACUUCCUCAAGCAAUUUUGGUAAUCUUGUUGGAAUGAGUUCUCACUUUGAGAAAAUUGAAUCAUUACUGAGCACGAUUGAUGAAGAUAUUCGCAUAAUAGGACUUUGGGGGAUGGGCGGUAUUGGUAAAACGACACUUGCUAGAGAAUUUUUUAACCAUUUUUUCCCCCAAUUUGAAGGGCAUUGUAUUAUUGAAGAUGUAAGAGAAACAUGUGAGAAGCGUGGGCUAAGUGAGUUACGAGAGAAACUUGUUACUGGAUUACUGAAGGAUGGGAACUUAAAUGUAGGCACUCCUAAUCUAGGAAUUCCUUUUAUAAGGGAAAGGCUCCGUCGUAUGAAAGUUCUUAUUAUUUUGGACGAUAUAAGUGAUUUUCAGCAUAUAGAGCUUUUAGUUGGAUGGCGUGAUUGCCUAGGUCCUGGAAGCAUUGUCAUGAUAACAAGUAGGGAUAAACAAGUGCUUAGGAAUGGAGUUGAUGGGAUCUAUGAUGUUCCAGGGUUGGAUUACAAUGAAAGUCUCCGUCUUUUUAGUCGAUACGCUUUCAAACAAGAGCAUCCACCAGAAGGUCAUCAAAUGAGAUUGUCAAACAGGGCAAUAAAUUAUGCAAAAGGUCAUCCUUUGGCUCUUAGAAUCUUGGGUUCCCAUCUAUAUGGAAGGAGCAAGCAAGAAAAGGAAAGUGCACUGAGGAAAUUAGAGAGAACCCCAAACAUGGCUGUGCAGCAAGUGUUGCUUAUCAGUUAUCAUGGACUGGACUACCAAGAAAAAAAUUUGUUUCUUAAUAUUGCGUGUCUCUUUGAAGGAGAGUAUGUUAAUGAAGUCAAAUGCUUCCAUGAUGCUUGCAAUUAUUCUAUGGAUAUCGUACUUGGUGUGCUUAUUGACAAAUCUCUUAUAACUAUUCGAACGGGUCGAGUAUGGAUGCAUGACUUGCUAAAAGAAAUGGGUCGACAAAUUGUUCGUGAAGAAUCCAUUGAAGAGCCGGGGAAACGCAGCAGGUUGUGGGAUCAUCAUGACAUCUGUGAUGUAUUGACAAAGAACACGGGGACUGAGACAGUCAAAAGCAUAUUGUUGGACGUGUUUAAACUAAGACAAUUAAGCAUAAAUCCUAUAGCAUUUGAAAGGAUGCACAAUCUUGAGUUCCUCAAAAUCAGAGUCUGUUCGUCUUCUGUGUGCCUUCCUCAUGGCCUUGAUUCUCUUUCUAACAAGUUAAGAUAUAUGUAUUGGGAGCAAUACCCUUUGACAUAUUUACCAUCAAAGUUUCAUCCAGUGAAUCUAGUUAAGCUCGUAAUGCCUAACAGCCAUGUUGAACGACUAUGGAAUGGAAGACAGAAUCUUGUGCACUUGAAGGAGAUUGAUCUCUCUUACUCAAAGAAGUUGAUCGAAAUCCCAGACCUCUCACUGGCUACAAAUCUUCAAGAACUGGUUCUUAUGUUUUGCGAUAGGCUUAAGAAUCUUCAAGUUAGAAAUAUUUCUAAUUUGAAAUGUCUGAAUCUUCGGGGCUGUUCCCUUAUCAAGAAAUUCCCAGAGGUAUCAUUGGAGAUCCAAUAUUUAUAUUUAGAUGGGACCGCAAUCGAAGAAGUUCCAUCAACAAUCUGCAAUCUCAAAUCCCUAAUUGCGUUGGACCUUGGUGGGUGCACGAGGCUUAAGAGUCUCCCCACCAGCAUUUAUAAACUAAAACCACUCGUGGAUUUUGGUGUGCGUUUUCCAUUGAAAAGAAGGGAGCAUCAACAAGAAGUUAAUAUACAUCUGAGGGAGUUGACUGAUCUUUUUGUGUGGUUAUCUUCGGUGGAAAGGCUGAAUCUCUCUGGAAACAAUUUUCAGAAAAUACCUGUUGCCAUCAAACAGCUUACCAAUCUCAUACAUCUUAACCUGGAGGACUGCAGGAGGCUUCAAUCACUUCCUGAGCUUCCAAUGAAUAUCCAAUUUAUAUAUGCAGCGAAUUGCAUAUCACUAGAAAUGGUGGCAAGUCCUUUAUCCACAGCUGCCAGAGGAGUAUUUGACUCUUGCAAAGCUCAAGAUGAUACUGUUUUUCAUUUUCCAAAUUGUUGGAAAUUGGACCAAAAUGCACGAAAUAGCAUAGUGGCAGAUGUAGAAUCGAGGUUGCUGCACGGGAAAGCCAUUUAUCCAGAAAGCAUAGUGAACACUGGAGUAGCCAAUAUCAUUUUUCCAGGAGGUGAUGUUCCAGAUUGGUUCAAAUAUAAAAGUGGGGAAUCCUCACUAACUGCAAAGCUUCCUCCACAUUGGUGUAAUGCUGAGUUAUUCUGCUUGGUUUUCAGCAUUGUUCUUGAUUUCAAGGACUUCCCUAAAUACAGCAAUCUCUGUUUUGUGAACUAUAAUUGCCACAUAAGAACCGACAGAGAUGACAGCUUCAGUGCCAACUGUGGUUUGGAGUUUAUUUGGAGAUCUGAAGAUGCUAUUCAGUCAACUCAAGUCUGUUUAGUUUAUAAUCAAUCAUUGGUAAAUGAUUGGAGAAGGAUACCUAAAGAAGCAGAUGAUGCGGAUGAGAUCUCAAUUGAAUUCUAUGCUGAAGAAGAUGCUAUAAACUAUUGUGUGGUCAAAAAGUGUGGCGUCCAUUUGCUAUACACUCGUGACAUAGAAGAUAGAAAUUGUUGUUCAGUGGUCCAACCUAACUCUCCUUGUGGUGAUCUGACCCAUUUCUUCUUGAAGCAAGAUUGUGUGGAUGAUGUUGAAGAAUCAGUGACACAAGAUGCUAAAGAUAGUGGAGGCUACAAUGACAGUAGUUUCAAUGUGGGUAACCCUAUUGAAAAGUUAGCUCCAGUACUAAGCAGGAAGAAAAUGAAAUGGAAGCUAAAUACAUUUAGAUUUACUAAAUUUCUAAGGGUUCGACGAAAAUCAACUCGAAAAGUUUCGAGAAACUAUUGUAAGGUCAAAAGAGUUCCCCAUGGCAGAGAAGAUGAUGUAGACCUUCAAUGAUCCAACCCAACUCUACUUGGGAUGAUCCGACCAGUCCUCCUUGAAGCAAGGUAUGUGGAUGAUGACGUCAAAGAGCCAUUGUUUCAAGAUACUAAAGAUAAUGGAGGCUAUAGCAACAAUUGUUUCAAUGUGGACAACCACAGUGAAGAUUCAGCUCCAGCGAGGAAGAGAAGGAGAAAAAUAAACUGGAAUAUAAAGAUGGGCCUGGAACCUAUGAGGCUAUGGCAUGCCUUCAAAGAUGUAUAUGUUGAUCAAUGAAAACAACUCGAAAAGGGGGGCCUACAAUUCUAUCCAGUUCUGCUCCUGUUUCAGCAAAAAAUUUCUUCAGUUCAAGUCUAUGCUAGAAGCUCAGCAGAGGAUGUAGCUGAUCGUUCAAGGCAGAGAAUGUUGGUGUUGGUUGAAUUCUGUACUCUUUUGGUUGAAUAAUGGAUGGAAGGUGUGCUGUUUGAGUAUCACUUGACUGACUUGAAGGGGGUAACUUGUUCUUAAGAAGAAAAAGAUGAAAUGAAAGAGUUGUAAAUACUUUUUUGGUUACGUAAUUUGGUUUUAGGGUGCGUUCCAAGAUUGCAGGAUUAGUGUUGGUUUAUUAAAUAAGCUUAUAUUAUUAUGUCAAACUUUGCAGCACAAAUAAAACCAAGCAAAAACGUUGUGAAUUGUGAACC
Tripterygium wilfordii is the source of this 4321-nucleotide messenger RNA. RefSeq names its product disease resistance-like protein DSC1. Lineage: Eukaryota; Viridiplantae; Streptophyta; Magnoliopsida; Celastrales; Celastraceae. The record is from RefSeq and is a predicted model, not a curated record. Gene Ontology annotation, biological process: signal transduction; defense response. The transcript has 9 exons. Bases 288 to 3659 code for a protein of 1123 amino acids. Gene Ontology annotation, molecular function: protein binding; ADP binding.